CUGUGCCAAGUGGGAUCUGCCCUAGCUACUGCCGGGGAGGGUGAUUCGGCGUCUUUUCCUCUUUGUCCCAUCACCAAGUCACUGGGUCUCCUCUGGGUUAUCCUGGAUUCUUCUUGCCUUCCUUUUCAUUUCGACUGCCUUAGAUUGCCGCUUGGAGGGUGGAGUCAAAUGUAAGGCAUGACGAUAGACAGCCCCGGAAGAGAAGACUUCCCCGAGAGGCGCAUUCAAGUCACAUGGAGGGGCGGGCUCACCGCAUUUCGACUCAGCCAAUCCCCGCCAUUCCCUGUACUCGGAAGCCCGCGAUCCUGGACCAUGUGACCAGAGCCCACGAACCCACGUGGGGGAGUCGCGCGUUGUGUUCUUUGUGUCUGGGGGCCAGGAUUCUGCUGCGAGGGGUAAUAGGGGGCUUGGGCCGAGGGGCAUUGUUUUGGGCGACCAGGAUGCCAAAGCGAGGGAAGAAGGAAGUGUCGGUGAAGGAUGGGCUCAGUGAGGAGGAGCCAGAGACUAAAGAGCCUAAGCCUAAGAAGACUAAGGGUGCAAAAGAGAAGGAGGCAAUAGGAGAAGCAUCUGCCAUGUAUGAGGACCCCCCAGACAAGCAAACCUCACCUAGUGGCAAACCUUCUACACUCAAGAUAUGUUCCUGGAAUGUGGAUGGGCUUCGGGCCUGGAUCAAGAAAAAGGGUCUAGAUUGGGUAAAGGAAGAAGCCCCUGAUAUCCUUUGUCUCCAAGAAACAAAAUGUUCAGAGAGCAAGCUACCACCUGAGCUUCAGGAUCUGCCUGGACUUACCUACCAGUACUGGUCCUCACCCACAGAUAAAGAAGGAUACAGUGGUGUUGGUCUCCUUUCCCGACAGCGCCCACUCAACGUCACCUUUGGCAUUGGUGAAGAAGAGCAUGAUCAGGAGGGCCGGGUGAUAGUGGCUGAGUUUGAGGCAUUUGUACUGGUUACGGCAUACGUGCCUAAUGCAGGCCGGGGGCUGGUUCGACUGGAGUACCGACAAAGAUGGGAUGAAGCAUUUCGAAAGUUUUUGAAGGGGCUAAAUGCCAAAAAGCCACUUGUGCUCUGUGGGGAUCUCAACGUGGCCCAUGAAGAGAUUGAUUUGCGCAAUCCCAAGGGGAACAAGAAAAAUGCUGGUUUUACCCCACAGGAACGUCAAGGUUUUGGGGAGUUGCUCCAGGCAGUGCCACUGACCGACAGUUUCCGUCAUCUCUAUCCAGAGGCAGCUUAUGCUUAUACUUUUUGGACCUACAUGAUGAACGCCAGAGCCAAGAAUGUUGGCUGGCGACUUGACUAUUUCUUGUUGUCUCAGUCCUUGCUCCCUGCCCUAUGUGAUAGUAAGAUCCGGUCCAAAGCCACUGGUAGUGACCACUGUCCCAUUACGCUCUUUCUGGCUUUGUAAUUCUUAUACAAUUUAAACUGGUUCUUCUGCAACCAGGAAGCCAGGACUGCUUCUUUUAUUUUGAGAAUGUUAUUGUUGACUACUUUUGAAGUAUCUAUUUGAAAAUAAAGAACCACAGAGUUCCA
Dromiciops gliroides (monito del monte) is the source of this 1525-nucleotide messenger RNA. RefSeq names its product apurinic/apyrimidinic endodeoxyribonuclease 1 (gene APEX1). Bases 234 to 1400 code for a protein of 388 amino acids. NCBI's taxonomy places the organism in Eukaryota, Metazoa, Chordata, Mammalia, Microbiotheria, Microbiotheriidae. The record is from RefSeq and is a predicted model, not a curated record. Gene Ontology annotation, biological process: base-excision repair. Gene Ontology annotation, molecular function: DNA-(apurinic or apyrimidinic site) endonuclease activity; DNA binding; endonuclease activity. Gene Ontology annotation, cellular component: nucleus. The transcript is spliced from 5 exons.